Molecule: messenger RNA, 753 nt
Organism: Purpureocillium takamizusanense
Lineage: Eukaryota; Fungi; Ascomycota; Sordariomycetes; Hypocreales; Ophiocordycipitaceae
Exons: 4
Coding region: 74-472 (132 amino acids)
Biological process (GO): transcription elongation by RNA polymerase II
Cellular component (GO): transcription elongation factor complex
Molecular function (GO): RNA polymerase II complex binding
Source: RefSeq, a predicted model, not a curated record
CGCGAAUGCUCCGUGGCGUUCACGGCUGCAGCACGAACUUUCCUCCCUGACCCCGGUGCGUUCGUCAAGCAGCAUGGGGAAGCGCAAGAAGUCGUCAAGGAAGCCCAUGGGGCCCAAAAAGUCCGAUCCUUUGCCAACUACUUUCACAUGCCUGUUCUGCAAUCACGAGAAGUCGGUUACCGUCAAGCUCGAUAGGAAGGCCGGUAUUGGGCAGCUUGAUUGCCGUGUUUGUGGACAAACGUUUCAAUGUGCCGUCAAUUACUUAUCGGCCGCUGUUGACGUUUAUGGGGAGUGGGUUGAUGCUGCAGAUGCCGUCGCCAAGGAAAAUACGGUGGGAUCAGGCUAUGGAGGGACGGCCAGACCAUCAGCAAAAGACAGCCGAGUAGCAGCACCCCCCACGGCUCACGACGAGGACGAGGACGACCAAAGGCGCUACGGAGGUGAUGGCAUAGUGGCGGAUGACGAGUAUUAAGGAACGUGUGCUUCGUAACAGUUCCCUGUACGUGCCAGACCGGUAAUUGCAGGAAAACUGCGCACGGUCUUGCUACACCAUGCGAGCGACAAAGUCAGGUUCUAGGCAAUCAUUAGAUGGUGUAGAACCUGUCGCCAAAGUCGCCCAGGCCGGGAACGAUGUAGCUGGUACGACGUUAGCCUCGGAUAGUCCAUAUUAGAUAGUCUGUCUCACUUCUUUUCAUCAAGCCCCUAUCAGCCGGUCAGUAAUACAGUAGCAACAAACAGUGCAAUUUGAGGCUG